UGACUGCGACUGCUAGGUCUCGUCCCUCUUGGAGGUGGCAAAGUAUCCUUCAUGGGCGUCAGUUAUUGGAGAGGGGUUUGAGAUGGCAGGUUGGUGAUGGCCAAUCGAUCUCCCUCCUUCAUUCUAACUGGAUUUCUAGGUACCAACUUGAUCCCCCAAGCUAUAAUCCGCGGCUCUUGCCUGAGGGGGGGGGGGGGGGGGUAAUCCUUUGGUGGCGGAGGUUAUUUGUGAGGGGGGAGGGAGUUGGUCGGAUGAGAAGCUCAGUCAAUGGUUCGACCCGCCCACUUGUAAGGCUAUUAAAGCUAUUACUCUCCCACGUUGGGACAUGCCUGAUAAGCUUAUCUGGCAUUUUACGGAUGACGGGGUCUUCUCGGUCAAGUCGGCCUAUCAUUUGGCUGUCGAUUUGGACAGGACGAGGAGUGGGUGGCGGUCCUCGGUUACCUGGAUGGAUAAGCUGAGUUGGAUUAGAGUUUGUGAGGCGAAGAUCCCUCCAAAGUUGAAGGUUUUUGUUUGGCAAAUUCCUAAUCGGGCUCUGCCGACUACGGAGGCGCUUAUUGAGAAACAGGUCCAGGUGUUACCUCGGUGUCCAGUUUGUUGGGAUGGCCUGGAGACAAUGGAACACCUGUUCCUUUAUUGUCCGGUUGCACAGGCCCUCUGGGAUUAUUCUGGGCUGGAUUACUUGGGGGAGGGUUUGCCUAGACAUACUUUUCCUUUGUUUCUCAAACGUUUGUUGGGAUUGAUCAAUCAACCGUCUGUGGUUAUGGCUGUUGUUGCCAUCCUUUGGAGGAUCUGGCGAUCUCGGAAUUGGGUAGUCUUUGAAGGCAAACAAUUUGGGAUCCCGACGCUCAUGCGACAGUUUAACCAACAAUAUGAGGAAUGGGUGGGUCUACCAACGGACCAGGCGCCUAGGACUCCAAUCCCGAUAAUGCACUCUACAACAAAUGUGAGUGAUUCCCAUUUGGUUUGCAUGUGGGACGGAGCUACUAAGGGUGGGUCACACUCGACUGGUGGGAUGGUUUUCUUUUACCCAAUGCGGACACUCCUUCUGGCUAGAGAGGUCAAGUUUUCUCAAAUGGAUGAUCCUGUAGUGGUGGAACUGCUUGUGCUUAGGGAAGCUAUUAUUUGGUGUUUGGAGCAAGGUUUUUCGGAGGUCUGAUUUGAGGGCGAUGCAAAGGUGAUUAUUGACAAAAUUAAUCAAGCCGAAACAAGAGAUAGCCGGUUGGGUGCGGUUCUGGAAGAGAUUGCUCAUUAUUUUCGUACUCAGCCUGGUUUUAGUUUGCGUUUUGUAGGCCGGGAGAACAAUAGGGUAGCUCAUUUGGUAGCUAGGAAAGCCCUCUCUUUGUAUCCGACUAUGAGUCGCUUCUUUGAUUUCCAGACCUGGCUGGCUUCCAGGGUGUAACUGUCUAUUUUUUCGAUCAAUACAUGAUAUCUUUAAAAAAAAAAGGGGGCAUAAUUAUCUUUUUAGAAUGUAUAAAAGGAUAGUAAUGGGGAAGAAACCCUAGCCGCACACUCCCUUCUUUCUUUCCCGUACUUCUUCUCGCCUAUCUCUUUUUUCUUUGCAGAUAAAAAAACUGAACACACACCCUCUGGGAAUCAGCGAAUAGAAGAAAACCAGUGAUGACAAUGGGUUGGGCGGGUACCUCAAUACUCAUGCCACGUCCCACGCUAGUAUGGGUCGGGCGAGUAACACCUGCGCGGGUACGAGGUGGGGCGGGUCGACUCAUUCUUACAUGUUAUUUGAGAAAAAUACACACACAAUUUUACUUUUUAUGAUAAAACGAAGGGGAAAAGACUUGAUGAAUGAAUAAUAGUGAUAAUAUAAUAAGUAAUUGAGUCUAUUUAGUUGAAAUAUCAAGUCUAACUAGUUGAAUAAAAGCCAAAUUAGGAGAUAUAUGAGUGGAUGGGGUAAAAAAUUGACCUAGAACGGGUUAAGAAUUGGGCGGCGCGGGGCAGGACAGGGCGGGUCGGAAGUUGAUACCCAUGCGUUGCCCCACGCUAAUGCAGGUCGGGUAAUACCUGCCCCAUCGUGGGUCAGGUCGGGUAUUACCCAGCGGGGUGGGUUCAAAUUGCCAUCCCUAAAGAAAACACAGUCUCUAUUUUCCUUCACUCUCGAACCCUAGCCACCACCUCUUCUCAGCUCUUUUCCGUCCAACUAAAAUAGAUGGGGAGGGGUUGAGAUGGCGGCAACAUCGAUGCCGACCAACGAUGCUUCUCUUUUAAUCAUCCUCCCAUCGAUCUAAUGGGGAAGCCACCAUAUAGGAUCCUUAGCACGAACGACCAAAGAUUCAUUGUUCACAAAAUAGUCUCUUCUGCCAUUUGAUGUGCUUCGUUUGAACCGAGAAGACGAGAAGAUUGUAGCUGGUGAGUGUUUAGUGGUGUGUGUGGGGGGGUGGGGGGGAGUUGUUUCCUUCAUCGAGUGUGAUGUUUUGUCUAUUUUGAGUGGUUAACUUAACCUCCCUUAUCGGUUACUAAUCAGUUAACCUCUAACUGUCGGUUAUUAACCAUUUAUGACUUGGUAACCCGAUAAAGAAUUUUGAGCUUCCAUUAAAUGACACACAUUCUCCUUUGCGAUUAAUGAUUAAACUGUUAACAAAAUUACGGUUUAUCACCCCUAGCGGCUAGCGCUGCAUACAUUUUCUUCACACGCCUCCAUAAGCUAGCAAACACAUGUUGUGCACUUGGAUAACAAAUCAUUAAUAAAUUGAUCAACUGAUAAAAAAAAAGUUAUGUGAAAAUAUUUGGUAGUUGUUAUUCUGUGUUAGCAUGAAGAAGCUAGAGUCAUGAUUUCAAUAUCUUAUGAACAACAUGACAAUCCAUUUUAUGUGUUUAGCAUGUUCAGUUAAAGACCGGAUUGGUCAUUUGACAGAUGCAUUGGGGUUGAAAUAUCUUUUGCUGAGUUUUAUGAAAAAUCAAUAAUUUUUUUAUGUAAUACAACUGCCAAUGUCAUGUUGUGAAAAUCAAUGGUUCCUUCAUUAUUACAUUAUUCAUAGUAAUAAUUUCUCUUUAUAGCUACAACCAAUGUGUUAAAUAGAAAAACUUGAAUGAAUAAAAUUAUUUAAA
This is a messenger RNA of Linum trigynum, 3060 nucleotides long. The record is from the annotation of a GenBank genome assembly. Lineage: Eukaryota; Viridiplantae; Streptophyta; Magnoliopsida; Malpighiales; Linaceae.